CAUACGCCGUCAUGGUGGCGCCGCGUUGCUGCGCGUUGUUUCGCUUCGAGUUUUGUCCGGGGCGGGGGUCUGGGCUUUAGGCUGGUAGUGUUUAGUUUCACAAUGUUUGGGGACCUAUUUGAAGAAGAUUAUUCCAGUGUGUCAAAUAAUAAUGGAAAAGGGAAGAGAUUAAAGACCAAAGCUUUGGAGCCACCUGCUCCUAGAGAAUUCACCAAUUUAAGUGGAAUCAGAAAUCAGGGUGGAACCUGUUACCUCAAUUCCCUUCUUCAGACUCUUCAUUUCACACCUGAAUUCAGAGAAGCUUUAUUCUCUCUUGGCCCGGAAGAGCUUGGUUCGUUAGAGGACAAGGAUAAACCUGAUGCAAAGGUCCGAAUCAUACCUUUGCAGUUACAGCGGUUGUUUGCACAGCUUCUCCUCUUAGACCAGGAAGCUGCAUCCACAGCCGACCUCACUGACAGCUUUGGGUGGACCAGUGAUGAGGAAAUGAGGCAACAUGAUGUGCAGGAACUGAAUCGAAUUCUCUUUAGUGCUUUGGAAACUUCUUUAGUUGGAACCUCCGGCCAUGACCUCAUCAACCGUCUAUAUCACGGAACCAUUGUUAACCAGAUUGUUUGUAAAGAAUGUAAGAAUGUCAGUGAAAAGCAGGAAGAUUUCCUAGAUCUAACAGUAGCAGUCAAAAAUGUAUCAGGUUUGGAAGACGCACUCUGGAACAUGUAUGUAGAGGAGGAAGUUUUUGACUGUGACAACUUAUACCACUGUGGAAACUGUGGCAGGCUGGUUAAAGCCGCAAAGUCGGCCAAAUUACGUAAGCUGCCUCCCUUCCUUACAAUUUCAUUAUUAAGAUUUAAUUUUGAUUUUGUGAAGUGUGAACGAUACAAGGAAACAAGCUGUUACACAUUCCCUCUCCGGAUCAAUCUCAAGCCUUUUUGUGAACAGAGUGAAUUAGAUGACUUGGAAUAUAUGUAUGACCUCUUCUCAGUUAUUAUACACAAAGGUGGUUGCUAUGGAGGACAUUAUCACGUGUAUAUUAAAGAUGUCGAUCAUUUGGGAAACUGGCAGUUUCAAGAGGACAAAAGUAAACCAGAUGUGAAUUUGGAAGAUAUUCAGAAUAAAGAGGAGAUUGAUGAUCCAUUGAUGAUUCUAAAAGCAAUCUUAUUACAGGAGGAGAGUAAUCUAAUUCCUGUUGAUCAGCUGGGCCAGAAACUCUUGAAGAAAAUAGGAAUAUCUUGGAAUAAGAAGUACCGAAAACAGUAUGGACCACUGCGAAAGUUUUUGCAGCUUCAUUCUCAGAUAUUUCUGCUCAGUUCAGAUGAAAGUACAGUUCGUCUAUUGAAGGACUCUUCUCUCCAGGUUGAGUCUGAUAUCCAAAGAAAUGAUCAACGACUUUCCAAGACACUUACUUCAGAACCCUUAAAGUUAAAUGAUGGGCCCUCCCGUCCCCACUGGUUUGAUAUAGAUGAUUCCAGAGUCCAGCCAAUCAAGGAAAAGGAUAUUGAACAGCAAUUUCAAGGAAAAGAAAGUGCCUACAUGCUGUUUUAUCGGAAAUCCCAGUUACAGAGACCCCCUGAAGCUCGAGCUAACCCACGGUACAAGGUUCCAUGUCAUUUGCUGAGUGAGAUGGAUGCAGCUAACAUUGAACUACAAAUAAAAAGGGCAGAAUGUGAUUCUACAAACAAUACUGUUGAAUUGCAUCUCCACCUUGGCCCCCAUUAUCAUUUCUUCAAUGGGGCUCUGCACCCAGUAGUGUCUCAAACAGAAAGCAUGUGGGAUUUGACCUUUGAUAAAAGGAAAACUUUAGGAGAUCUUCGACAAUCAAUAUUUCAGCUGUUAGAAUUUUGGGAAGGAGAUAUGGUUCUUAGUGUUGCAAAGUUUGUACCAGCAGGACUUCAUGUUUGCCAGACACUUAAUGGAGAUGACCUGACACUGUGUGAAAUUGAAAUCGCUGACGGAGAAGACAUCUUUGUAUGGAAUGGGGUAGAGGUUGGCGGAAUCCAGAUUCCAACCGGUAGCGACUGUGAACCUCUGCUUUUAAAUGUUCUUCAUGUAGCAACAAACAGUGAGGGAGAGGAGUGUCAGCAGUUGAUAGAAUCUUCACAUGUCUUUCCAUCUAAUGCGGAAAUAGGCACUGUAUUCACAGCCCUAGCAAUUCCAGAGGGAGUCAUCUUAAUCAACAACACUGAAUCUAGAGGUGAAGAGAACUGGACCACCAUUCCCAAGGAAGACUUGAAAAAGACAUUCAGAGAGCAAGGCCUCAGAAACGGAAGCUCAGUUUUAAUCCAGGGCUCUAAUGAUGGUAACAGUUUGUUGACAAAACAAGGGAAAUGGAUCAAUACCGUGAAUGAGAUCAACUGGCUCCAAGUUAAAAAUUUAAGCCAAUUAGAAUCUGAAGAGGAGCAAGUUAAAAUAUCAGCAACUCUUAACACAGUGGUGUUUGAUAUUCGAAUUAAAGCCAUAAAGGAAUUAAAAUUAUUGAAGGAACUAGCUGAGAACAGCUGUUUGAGGCCUAUUGAUAGAAAUGGGAAACUGCUUUGUCCAGUGCCAGACAGAUGCACUGUGAAGGAAGCAGGACUGAAGAUGGGGAGUUCAUUGGGACUGUGUCCUGGAAAAGCACCAACUUCCUCUCAGCUGUUCCUGUUUUUCGCUUUGGGGAGUGAUGUUCACCCUGGGACAGAGAUGGAGAUCAUAGUAGAGGAAACAAUAUCUGUGAGGGAUUGUCUGAAGAUAAUGCUGGACAAAUGUGGCCUCACAGGAGACACAUGGCAUUUACGAAAAAUGGAUUGGUGCUUUGAAGCUGGGGAGCCUUUAUGUGAAGAAGAUGCAAAGCUGAAAGAGCUUAUGAUCUGUUCUGGAGAUACUUUGCUUUUAAUUGAAGGAAAACUUCCUCCUCUGGGUUUCCUGACAGUGCCCAUCUGGUGGUACCAGCCUCGGGGGCCGCUGUAUCACUGGAAGGAUCACCAGGACCAGACGAAUUGUACCCUUUCUCAAGGCAGCGUCUGGAAAGCCAGUUCCACUCCAGGUGCUCCCAGUGACGCACACACAGAAGUUUCCCUCUGGUACUUGGGAGACCUUGAAAUCUCAGAAGAUGCCACCUUAGGGGAGCUGAAGUCUCAGGCCAUGACCUUGCCCUCCUUGGAGUUUUCCAUCCCAUCCCCAGCCUUCCUCAGAGCCUGGACAGUGGAAAGUAAGCGCCCAGGCCGGCUUUUACGAGUCCACCAGCAGCAGCUCAAGGAAUAUAAAUUGGGAAAGAGAACUGAGAUCUGCUUAGAGCCCCUUCAGAAAGAAGAAAACUUGGGCCCCUGGGACAUGCUGCUGCGGACACAGAUGCGCCUUCCUGGUGAGAGAGCCUACAGCCCGCCCGUGGACGUGCUGUGGGACACGGCCCGCGGCUGGACGGCCAGCUCCCUGAGGCAGCGAGUGGCCGACGUCUACUCACUUCCCGUGGAGAAAAUUGAAAUUGCCAAAUACUUUCCUGAAAAGUUUGCAUGGCUUCCAGUGUCUAGUUGGAACCAGCAAACUACCAAAAGGAAAAAGAAGAAAAAGCAAGAUAAUUUGCAGGGUGCACCUUAUUACUUGAAAGAUGGAGAUACUAUUGGUGUUAAGAAUCUCCUGGUUGAAGACGAUGAUGAUUUCAGUACCGUCCAAGACGACAUCGGAAGAGAAAAACAGAAAGAGCUCGCCCUGGGGAAAAGGAAAAGCCGGGAGGCCCUCCGUGCGCAGAGCAGCGAUGUCUUCUCUGGUGCAGAUACGGCCCCCCGGGCCCGUGGACCAGAAGCUUCUCUCUCCAUCCACGUAGGGAGCUUCAGAUAGCGCUGCGCGCGGCGCCGGACGGCAUGGGACCUCAGCGCUCCCACUCCAGGUGCCCGGGAGCAGGCCCGCUGCUCUCUGUCCUGUGCGGACACGGACUCCAGAGCCCUGCUUUGUCACCAGCAGAGGGGGCUUUCGUCUCAAGCCAGGUGACCGCGCUUCUCCCAGCUCUGUGGAGCGCCCCCCGGGGGCCGGCACAGGCCGGCCAGCCCCCUCACCCUGCACUCGACGCCCCGCACGUCUUUACGUGAAAGGCGGCUCCUUCCGCACUAACUGCAGGUGAGGAUGCGGCGGCAUGUUCAAGCUCACUCGCCCCACCACUCCUCCCACUGUCGAGGUGACGCUCUGUACCCAGCCCCCCAGGUUUUAACAGCUCACAUCACAGAAACUGGCUCCCAGACGGCACCCUUCCCCUUGGGGCUGUUAGGUCUGAUUCUAAAAUGUUCCCUCUCUUUCCUAGCGGGGCACCCUCUGAGUCAGGUAUGUGCUGCCGGGGCACUGGCCGCCCCGCCCGCUGUGCCGUGUGAGGUCGGGGGUCCUCACGGCUGCGGGCCUGCUGCCUGCGGGGCCACGUGUCUCCCCGUCCAGGAUCCCGACCGGGAGGCGGGGUCACGGCAGACAGGCCUGGCGGGCUGGGGGCCAGCCCUGGGCAGCUGUGAUAAAAAACAGGAGAGAAGGAAAAUGUGAGCCCAGACUCUUCUUAAUUCGGCAUGGCUUAGCUGUCAGUUUAAAAGGUUUAAUAGGUAUUUAUGACAAAUAGACCAUCUGUGUUCCUGUUGAUGGAUUUAGGACACGGGUGAUUAACUGUCUCAAGCUAACUCAGCCCAAAGCAGGAACUCCUGAGAAGAUAAUACUUCCUCAGAUCUCAGUGAUGCUUUAUUGCAACUGUGCUGCUAAGUACAGUUAUCAUCUUGAUUUUACACACUUUCAUCAGCCUUUUUGGAGAAGGAAAUGGCAACCCACUCCAGUAGUCUUGCCUGGAGGAUCCCACGGACAAAGCCUGGUGGGCUACAGUCCAUGGGGUCACAGAGUCGGACACAACUGAGCGACUAACAACACGCAUCAGCCUUCUUAACGCUGAUACUGACAUAGCUCUGAACUGUUAUAAGAAGAAAAUGGCACGCGUGGACUGGGGUCCCCGCCUGCGCCCCUGGCCUGAGUAAUCAAGGGACUGUCGCUGCGCCCCAGCUGCUCUUCCAGACGCUGACGGGACAGAGGAGUGAAAGGCCGCCUUUCCUUCCUCUGCCCUCCCCCUGCCCCGACAGCGUCAGCACUGCCGUCAGAAACCCUCCUCUCAUCCGUGUGUGCCUCAUGAAUUACGUGCUGAUGCUGGUCGGUAUGGAAGCAGCUGUGUUUUAAGAAGUUGGACUUUGGCGAGUGCUUCUGGCUCUCCAGCACCAACUCUGUCUCAGGAGACCCAGGCAACUCUCCAGGGCACCUGGUGGGCAGGGACGAUGCCACAGUGUCGGCGUGGGACUGUGCGAGGCUGGCCGAGUGCCCCGUCCAGGGUUCCCUGUGCUCCUUCGUUCCACUGUAACCCGAGAGUAACAUAACAGCCGGGAAUCCAGAGGCCUCGAAGGAGGUCACUCACCACAAGAAAAGGUCGAGCUGCCUCAGGUGUCCGCCUGGUCUCUGCUCCGCUCCUUCUGCCCUUGCAGUUCAGGCAGGGAGCGGGGCUACAGGGAGAAAGCGCUAAGAUUUUGUUAAAGAAAAAAAUAAAC
Budorcas taxicolor (takin) is the source of this 5525-nucleotide messenger RNA. It is a transcript of the gene USP40, whose product is annotated as ubiquitin specific peptidase 40. The transcript has 32 exons. Gene Ontology annotation, biological process: protein deubiquitination. Bases 103 to 3807 code for a protein of 1234 amino acids. Lineage: Eukaryota; Metazoa; Chordata; Mammalia; Artiodactyla; Bovidae. Gene Ontology annotation, cellular component: nucleus; cytosol. The record is from RefSeq and is a predicted model, not a curated record. Gene Ontology annotation, molecular function: cysteine-type endopeptidase activity; cysteine-type deubiquitinase activity.